ACGGGCGCUUGACCAUGCCCCCGCUGCCACACAGAGAAAAGGCAUUUGAAUAUGAUAACUGUUGUAAAGCAUUUUUUGAGGAUUCAGACCUAAGAAAACACCUGAAAACUCACACACAUGAGAAGCCUUACAAGUGUUCUUUUUGUGGGAAAUGUUUUGCACACCUGUCCUAUUUGAAAAAGCACCAGAAAAUUCAUACCUUUGCCGGAGUUCAUAUGUCCAUUGAAUGUGGGAAGACCUUUACUACAGCCAGCAGCAUGAAACAGCACCAAAUAAUUCAUACUGGAGAGAAACCUUACAAGUGCUCACACUGUAAAAGGAGUUUCACUUGGUCAUAUCACCUGAAAUCACAUGAGAGAAUU
Xyrauchen texanus (razorback sucker) is the source of this 362-nucleotide messenger RNA. RefSeq names its product zinc finger protein 331-like. The record is from RefSeq and is a predicted model, not a curated record. Gene Ontology annotation, molecular function: RNA polymerase II cis-regulatory region sequence-specific DNA binding; DNA-binding transcription factor activity, RNA polymerase II-specific. Gene Ontology annotation, biological process: regulation of transcription by RNA polymerase II. Lineage: Eukaryota; Metazoa; Chordata; Actinopteri; Cypriniformes; Catostomidae. The annotation marks the transcript as partial. The transcript has a single exon.